Messenger RNA from Morus notabilis, 2078 nucleotides. RefSeq lists its product as uncharacterized. Lineage: Eukaryota; Viridiplantae; Streptophyta; Magnoliopsida; Rosales; Moraceae. Gene Ontology annotation, molecular function: sequence-specific DNA binding. Gene Ontology annotation, biological process: arbuscular mycorrhizal association. Bases 355 to 1923 code for a protein of 522 amino acids. The transcript is spliced from 11 exons. The record is from RefSeq and is a predicted model, not a curated record. Gene Ontology annotation, cellular component: nucleus.
UUGAUUGUUGGGGUUGAAGUUUGCUUGUGGGCACAGUCACAUGGUGUUUGUACUGUUGAGACACGGUUUGGCUUAAAGUCAAGUGAAUUGCGAAAGGUCUGUAUUUUAAGUUGAUUCUUGAUUGAGCGGAAAUCCGCCAUCUUUUUCUGGGUAGGAGGAGGAAAGUUGUGUUUCUGUUUCGGGUCAGAGUUAUUGGAGAAAGUAUUUUAAUUUAUAGUUCGCUUACUAAAUUGGAGUUUUAGUUCUUGUUGGUAUUAAUGAUUCUUUUGUAAAUUCGGAGCUUGUGAGCUGGAUUAAAGGUCCUUCCGAUCUCCGGUGAUCAUAAGCAGUGAAGGGGAGAGGAGUUCACUGGAGAUGGAAGGAAGAGGGCUUUCGGACUUGUAUAGGAACACCAGUGAGGAAUUAUUUCUGAGAUCUUAUAUGGAGAGCUCAGUGGGAAUGUCUAUAACACCUAUGGACAUGAUGGGAUUUAAGAAUCUUUCACAAAACUUUCGUACGGACAGCGAGGAGCUUUUCAGAAGCUGGCUAACAGAUGGAGAGAAUAAUUGCUUCAACCCACCAAGUAUGGUGCACCGAACUCGACAAGGAUCACGGAGGAUAUCCACAGAAAUAACCAAUUUGAAUGGUCAGCAACAUGUUGGUAUACUUCAGAAGAAAAGAAGCAAUGACAAUUUAUUCCCACAAAAUAAUGCCGUGACUGAUGAUAUCACAGGCAAUGCCAAUCAUCACUCAAUCAGGAAUGCAGUUGAAAAGGGAUUGCAAGCUAGUGAGUUAUGUCUGGCUAAGGCAUGGUUUCAUAGUACUCAACCGAUGACAAGAAGCCGAUCCUCUGAGUUGCGGAGGAAGUAUGCCACCAUGCAAACAGCUCAAACAACACUAGGUUUGGAAGGCAUUCACAACACUUCUAUGCGUGGCAUCUGUACAACGAAUCAAGAUUAUCCAUAUCCAAAUGGAUUUAAUGGUCCCGUGAGUGAGAUGCCCAGACAAAUGGAUACAUUCAUGUCACCGUCGAAUUCUUCCUCCUCGACUUUUAACACCAAACCAAUUGCUGAGAUGGAUAAAGUGUCCUCUCUUGUAAGUAUGCUAAAAGGAACAUUGGAGCGCAAGAAGCUUAACAACCAGACUGAAAAAGAAGUUCUAGAACAUAACAGCUAUAAUGGGGUUUUUCCCGCUCAAGAAGUUAUGGUUAGUGCCAACUUCAUUCAAGGACAAAGGAACCAGAUUCAUGAAAGGCCUUUAACUUUUCAUGAAGUAUCCCCUAUGCAAGUUAAGGAUGGUGGAGUUAUGCAAAUGAUUGAUGGAUCAAUGGAGCUUGAACUGGAUGGUUUUGUGAAUUCGACAAACCCAAUUCAAUUAAGUAGAGUUUCCCAAGAACCUUCCCAAAGUGAAUCCUCUGCAGCUGCACCAGUUCUUUCAUCCGGCUUUGACGCAUGUGACGGUCCCAGCAACUCCAGUCAAGCUAUAAGUGUUUCUGAAAGCUCAAGGAAACAAUCUAGAAAUAGGAGUUCGGAAAAUGGCUCUAGAGCUAAAGAUAUCAGAGAACGGAUUAUUGGCAAUAUGAAAGAUGAUCGAAAGAGGGGGAAUCUACACCGACAUGGAUCCGUGACUUCGGCUAUUUCAGUUGACAAGGAGGACGCAACAAAAAAGCGUAGGGUGGAGAGAUCACGAAAAAUGGCAGAAGCAAAGGAAAGAAAUUCAACUCCAGCAAUUCCGUCCGAUAUGCAAUCUGUCUUGAAGCGGUGUGAAAUUCUUGAGAAGGAAGUUCGAUCGCUCAAACUUAACUUGUCCUUCAUGAAUAGGAAGGAUUCUGAGCAGACCAAGCAGAUUGAAGAGCUUCAGAAACAGAACGAGGAUUUAUUGGAUGAGAAAGAUUGCCUUAUAGAAGAGAUCAAGAGGAUCAUGUCAGAAACUGGCAAGAUAUGAUACUUUGAAGUUGUGAAUGAUUAUAUGCGAAGGAACCAACCAGUGUAUUUAAUUAAUUUUACUAAAUCUACUCAAAUUUAACUAAAGAUUGGUUCUUAAUGUGUAACAAUAGUUAACUUUUGCAAAACUGCUACGUUUGAAGGUGAUUGAUUCUC